This is a messenger RNA of Aspergillus steynii IBT 23096, 342 nucleotides long. RefSeq lists its product as uncharacterized. Bases 1 to 342 code for a protein of 113 amino acids. The transcript has 4 exons. Lineage: Eukaryota; Fungi; Ascomycota; Eurotiomycetes; Eurotiales; Aspergillaceae. The record is from RefSeq and is a predicted model, not a curated record.
AUGGCGGGUUUGGGGGUGGAAUCCCUAGAGAGUUUCAUGUUGGUUUUUUUCUUUUUCCAGCUCAUAUGGGAGUGUAGACCAUCUACUGCGAACCCUUACAUGGACCCUUCUAUGGUGGUCUCGAUAUGUAUCACGACACUAAGUAGAAAGAACAAUAACAACAGAGCAAGGCGCAGUACUAUCCUCCGUUCACGCAUGGGCUCGCUGGAAAUGCUCGUUGAAGUUGUCCUUGCGGUUGAAGACCUUUCCGCACCCAGGACACUGCUCUGCCUUGCGCCCGAAGGUGCCCUUAUAGCCGCAACCGUUCCAGCAGCAUCGCCAUGCAGUGGUGUUGCACUUUGA